Ogataea angusta is the source of this 735-nucleotide messenger RNA. RefSeq lists its product as uncharacterized. The coding region runs from base 1 to 735 and encodes 244 amino acids. The record is from RefSeq and is a predicted model, not a curated record. The transcript has a single exon. NCBI's taxonomy places the organism in Eukaryota, Fungi, Ascomycota, Pichiomycetes, Pichiales, Pichiaceae.
AUGACUGAGGAGCAGAAAAAGACGUUGGAAGACUCCAUCGCAGACUAUCAGGAGUCUGAGGAUGAAGACUACAACCCCGAAGCUAAGGACGACGAUGAUGACGAGGAGGAAGGUUUUGACGACGAACCAAAAUAUCGACAGCUUGAGUCCGGAGGUUUGAUCCAGACUCGAAGGCAAAGACAGGCGGAAAAACACGAAAAGACAUACGAAAAACCGGCUGAGUCCACAAUCGACGUCGACUCCAUAUGGAAGGAGCUCAAUAAACCAAAGGAACAGCCCAAGUCGGAACCGAAGAAGGACGGGUCGACUCCGUCGUCGACGGAAUCCGCAGACACAGAGAAAAUAAAGAUCACCAGGACAUAUGAAUUUGCUGGCGAGAUGGUAACAGAGGAGAAAUGGGUGGACGCCAACUCAGAAGAAGCCCGUGCGCAUUUCAAUUCCACAAAGCUCAAGGAGUCGAAAGAAUCGAGUCCUGAGAGACUAUUGCCGAAAAAAAAAGCACCUAAACGCAAAAGAGCCAGUCUUUUGGAUGACGUUAUAAACAACGCUUCGAGUGCCAAGCUAACGACACUGGAGAAGUCGCGACUGGAUUGGGCGACUUACGUGGACAAGUCUAAGAUCGGAGACGAGCUGAAAUUCGAAAAUAAGGGUGGCUACUUGGACCAACAGGACUUUUUGUCGAGAGUGAGCCACAGACAGGAUACAAACUACAAAGAAGCCAAAAAACGAGGCUGA